Rhineura floridana is the source of this 12369-nucleotide messenger RNA. RefSeq names its product DOT1 like histone lysine methyltransferase (gene DOT1L). Gene Ontology annotation, molecular function: histone H3K79 methyltransferase activity. Gene Ontology annotation, cellular component: nucleus. Gene Ontology annotation, biological process: regulation of transcription regulatory region DNA binding; DNA repair; heterochromatin formation. The record is from RefSeq and is a predicted model, not a curated record. The transcript has 29 exons. Lineage: Eukaryota; Metazoa; Chordata; Lepidosauria; Squamata; Rhineuridae. Bases 624 to 5918 code for a protein of 1764 amino acids.
CUCCCUUAUUUCACCACACACACACACAUCCAUAUUGUCGCGCGUGCUUGAGCUUUCUGCUUCUUCCCUUCGCUUGUGCUGGCUCCUCCUUUGUGCGCAUGUGCAACUCACUCUCUGCCUUACCCCCCUCUCCGCCCCGUCCGUUCUGUGUACACUCAGUAUUAUCAUUCUUCAUUGUAGUAAGACUCGAUUACAAUAUAUUGGUUGGCGUCGCCUGCCCGCCUCCUCUCCGUCAUCCUGUCCACCAAGAGCCCCUCCCUCCCUUUGACGCGUCGAGCGGUGGGCGGAGACAGCAGGAGGAUUGGGGGCGGCCCAAGAUGGCGGCUGCGGCGCUGCUGCUCCUGGUGACGAGGGGCCCGGCCCGGCGCGAGCCACAAUAGAGAGCGCGAGCGAGUUGGGGAAGGAGCGGCCGCGCGCGCUCUCCCCCCGCUCUUUCUCUGGCGCGCGCUCUCUCUGUCUGUCUGUCCCCGUCCCUUCUCUCCCUCCCUCUCUCUCGUUGGUCCUCCUCAGCCGGUCUAGCAUGGUGCGGGUCCGCCGCUGCUUGGCCCCCUCCGCCGCCCCGACCUGACCUCUCCUCUUCCUCCUCCCGCCUCCUCCGCGCCCGAGUCUCUUUCGCCGCCAGCAUGGGCGAGAGGCUGGAGCUGCGGCUCAAGUCGCCCGUGGGAGCCGAGCCGGCCGUCUACCCCUGGCCCCUGCCCGUCUACGACAAACACCAUGAUGCUGCUCACGAAAUCAUUGAGACAAUUCGGUGGGUUUGUGAAGAAAUUCCAGACCUCAAGCUUGCUAUGGAAAACUACGUUUUAAUUGACUAUGAUACUAAAAGCUUUGAAAGCAUGCAAAGGCUUUGCGACAAAUACAACCGCGCCAUCGAUAGCAUUCACCAGUUGUGGAAAGGAACCACCCAGCCCAUGAAACUGAACACUCGCCCUUCCAAUGGGCUCCUUCGCCACAUCCUACAACAAGUCUAUAACCACUCGGUGACCGACCCGGAGAAACUCAACAACUAUGAACCCUUUUCCCCAGAGGUGUAUGGAGAGACUUCCUUUGACCUGGUUGCUCAGAUGAUAGAUGAAAUAAAAAUGACCGAGGACGACCUGUUCGUAGACUUAGGCAGCGGUGUGGGUCAAGUCGUUCUUCAGGUAGCUGCAGCUACAAACUGCAAGCACCACUAUGGUGUGGAGAAAGCUGAUAUUCCAGCCAAAUAUGCUGAGACGAUGGACAAAGAAUUCCGAAAGUGGAUGAAAUGGUAUGGGAAAAAACAUGGCGAUUACACACUGGAACGAGGUGACUUCCUCUCAGAAGAAUGGCGAGAGAGGAUUGCAAACACAAGUGUUAUUUUUGUCAAUAACUUUGCCUUUGGUCCUGAGGUGGAUCACCAGCUGAAGGAGCGAUUUGCAAACAUGAAGGAAGGUGGCCAGAUUGUAUCCUCGAAACCUUUUGCACCGCUAAACUUCAGAAUAAACAGCCGAAACUUGAGUGAUAUUGGCACUAUCAUGAGAGUCGUCGAACUGUCACCACUGAAAGGGUCUGUCUCGUGGACCGGGAAACCGGUUUCUUACUACCUGCAUACUAUUGAUCGAACCAUACUUGAAAACUACUUCUCUAGUCUCAAAAAUCCAAAACUCAGGGAGGAGCAAGAGGCAGCUCGACGUCGACAGCAAAGAGAAAUCAAGAGUAACACCACGACGCCCACAAAGGUCCAAGAGAGCAAGGACUAUGGUGCUGAAGAAGAGAGAAUCCCCGGGGCCAAUACCAUCAAAAAGCCAUCUCCGUCCAAAGCACGCAAGAAGAAGCUGAGCAAGAAGGGAAGGAAAAUGGCUGGCAGGAAGCGUGGGCGCCCCAAGAAGAUGAACAUUGUGAAUUCGGAGCGCAAGACCAAGAGGAACCAAACCGCGCUGGAACUUCUCCACGCUCAGACUGUUUCGCAGACAUGCCCAUCCUCUCCUCAGGAUGCUUACAGAUCACCUCGUAGCCCAUAUUACCAACUACCUCCUAAAGUGCAGCGGCAUUCAUCAAACCAGCUGUUGGUGACCCCUACACCACCUGCACUCCAGAAGCUGCUAGACUCUUUCAAGAUUCAGUACAUGCAGUUCAUGACGUACAUGAAGACUCCUCAGUACAAGGCAAACCUUCAGCAGUUGUUGGAACAGGAAAAGGAAAAGAAUACUCAGCUUCUGGGAAAGGCCCAAGACUUGUUUACUCACUGCCAGGCUCAGAAAGAAGAAAUCAAGCGACUAUUCCAGCAGAAAUUGGAUGAGCUGGGUGUUAAGGCACUGACGUACAACGACCUUAUCCAGGCACAGAAGGAGAUCUCGGCUCACAACCAGCAGCUGAAGGAACAGACCAAGCAACUGGAGAAGGAGAACGGUCAGCUCAGGAACCAGAGUUUGCACCUGCUGAAGGCCAGAUGUGAAGAACUGAAGCUGGAUUGGUCAACGCUGUCACUGGAGAAUCUGCUCAAAGAAAAGCAAGCACUGAAAAAUCAGAUCUCUGAGAAGCAAAAGCAUUGCUUGGAGCUGCAGAUUAGCAUUGUGGAGCUUGAGAAAAGCCAGCGGCAACAGGAGCUCCUGCAGCUGAAAUCGUACAUGCCGCCUGAGGAGCUGCCUGCCCAGCCGCGCCACAAGAACCACCACGGGCGCGAGGCAGAGCCCGACCAUGGCAUGUUCCACCCCGGGCUGGAGUGCUCCAAGUUCCCCGUGCCCCACGUCAACGGCUUGAGCCCUGAGCUUUCGAUGAAUGGCCACGCCACGUCGUACGAGAUCCACCACGUCCUCGGCAGGCCCUCUUCCUCCUCCUCCUCCUCCUCCAAGCAGGGCACCCCCCAGUACCCAGCUUCUCACUUGGACCAAGACAUUGUUCCUUGCACCCCGAGCCACAGCUGCAGGCAGAAGCUGGACAGGGCCUCCAGUUUGUCCUUGCCGGAUUACACCAGGUUUUCCCCGGCAAAGAUAGCCCUGCGGAGGCACUUGAACCAGGACCAUGUAGGGGCUGGGAAAGCCAUGCCUGCUGAGAACCACCAGAGGACUGAGCAUGCAAAAGAGAAUGGCCUGAUGUUCCCAAGCCCGGCGAUGUCGAACAGCAUAAAGAUGAGCCCUCAGGAGUCCCGGCCCUCUUCUCCAGCAGCCUUGCCUGGCGCUAAUGAGAAGGCUUUGCGCGAGAGGACGUCUGGGAGUAACGGGGAGACGAUCACCAGCCUUCCUAUCAGUAUUCCCCUCAGCACAGUGCAGCCCAAUAAACUCCCUGUUAGUAUUCCCCUGGCCAGCGUAGUCCUACCUAGCCGUGUUGAGAAGGUGAGAAGCACACCCAGCCCUGUCCACCAGAGCCGAGACUCCUUUUCAACACUUGAAAAACAGUUUGGUGCUAGUUCUCAAAACGGCAUUAGCAACGCUGCCAGCAGCAAGCCCCUGCCUUUGGCUACCUCAGGUUUUUCUUACAUGCCUGGCUCCCUGUCGGUCAAUGGGACUCUUCCAAGCAGCCCCGCCCAGGGGAACCACAGCAUUGUCCACUCGGCCCUGGAGGAUGUGUCCAGCUCGGGAAGCUUGUUCAACUCGACCGGGUCUCGGGGCUCCACGCCACAGCACCCUUCGUUGCUUCUGAUGCCCUCGCGGAACUCUGGGCAGAACUCCCCUGCCUACCAGCACUCUGCCAGCCCCAGGCUGAACGGGGUCUCCCAGGGCCUGGGGGGGGUGCUGCAGUACGUGGACUCUCAGAAGGUGUUUGCAGAAGGCGCCAGGGGAGAUCUGCAGCCUCCGGAGCCGGUUUUUUCUGACCCCGAAAGCGAGGGCAAGCGAAGAUUCAUCUUCACCAUCUCCCCGGCCACAGGGACCAUCAAGCACUCUCCGUCGAGCAAGCACAGUCCCCUCACGGCGAGCAUCCGGAUGGAGUGCAGCCAGGCCUACGCCCAGGAUGGGAAGAAGCGUGGCCGCAGGAAGCGCUCCUCCACGGGGACGCUGAGUGUGACUUCUGGGGUGUCACCAAAGCGCAAAUCAUUGCCCACGGUGGCCGGGCUCUUUGCUCAACCUUCAGGGUCUCCCCUCAAUAUCAACUCCAUGGUCAGUAACAUUAACCAGCCGUUAGAAAUAACCGCCAUUUCUUCCCCCGAAAACUCCCUGAAGAACUCUCCUGCCCCAUACCAGGACAACGAUCAGCCCCCAGUGCUGAAAAAGGAGAAGCCUCUUGGUCAGACCAACGGCAUCCAUUACUCGCCUCUGACCUCCGACGAGGAGCAGGGCUCGGAAGACGACCACAACAGCACCAGAAUCGAGAGAAAAAUCGCAACGAUAUCACUGGAAAGCAAAUCUCCGCAAAAGCCGAUGGAGAACAACAUCAGCUUAGCUGGGAGGAAACAGGCCAGUGACAACAUGAACAGUAGCAAGUGGAAGUCGACCUUUUCUCCAAUUUCUGACAUCAACCUGACCAAAACGGCAGACAGUCCUUUGCAGGCGUCAUCCCUGAGCCAGAACUCCCUUUUUGCCUUCCGGACACCCUCUGAGGAUGGCUUGGCCAGCGAUGCUAAGGCUGGAGCCCAUGUGAGGAAGCACGGGGCCACAUCCACCCCCGGCUCCGACGGGGUUGGCCAAACAAUAAACUCUGUGAAUGGAUUUGCUUACAACGGUGGGCUGUUGGCGGACCUUAGUUUACAUAGCUUUAUUGACGGUGCUUCGCUUCCACACAAAGCCGCUGAUGUGGCGGCGGCAGCAGCAGCGCUGGGCGGCUCCUCGCUGGGCUUCCUGGCGCAUCGGAGCAAAGAGGGCGGGGGCUCCGAGCUGAAUCCGUUCCUGAGCAAAAGGCAGCUAGAGAGCCUGGGAGGAGCCAUGGGAAAAGGGGAAGACUUAAACUGGCCUGGCGGUCUCAAAGGCAAAGACCCUGGUGAGCUGAGUGUCCGUUUGGGGGGCUCUUUGGACAAGGCCUCGGUGCUACAUAACAGCAAGGCUGGCAAAGGGCGGGAGAGGGAAAUGGAGCUCAAGAACGGCCACAACCUCUUCAUUGCCGCCACCGCUGUACCUUCUGGCGGCCUCCUCAACGGCAAAAGCCUCUCCUCGGCUCCCUCCACCAGCUCCCCCACCAUGGCCUCCUCUGGUCAGGCGCACCACCCCUUCUUGAACUCAUUAACCACUAGCUCGCAGUUCCCUCUCGGCCCCAUGGUGACAAACUCCUCGGUACUGCAGUCCUUAUUUAGUUCAAUGCCGGCUGCUGGCCUGGUCCACGUGUCGUCGGCCGCCACCCGCCUGACCAACUCACAUGCGAUGGGGAGCUUCUCCCCUGGGGUGACAGGUGGAACAGUUGGAGGUAUUUUUAACCAUGUGGUGCCUUCCGCCUCCUCCUCCUCCUCCUCGCCUUCCCUUCCCUCUUUCCCCUCCUCCUCUGCCGCCUCUCCCUCUCUCCCCUUUGGAGCUGCCCUCGGCAGCAGUGCCGUCUCCAGCUGCGCCGUGCUGAGCUUAAAUCCUCUGCAGGCGGCGGCUGGCUCUCCGUCGUUCCAUGCGCCCCCUCACUCAGCACCACCCAGCGAGGCCCAGCACGUUGGCCAUGCCACUGUGCGCUCCUCCUCCCUUCAUACCCCUCCUCCUCCUCCUGCUCCUCCGAAUGUUUCCCUGCCACCACCUCCUCCCCUGCUUGCUUCUAACUCUGAACCCCUCCUCCUGCAGAGCUUUUCCUCCCUGCCGGGCUCCGAGGCUUUCUUGCCGCCGUCUUCCUCCUCUGCCGCUAACUCCGCUUUGUCUAUUAAACUAGCUUCUCUUCAGCACAAAACCUCCCGCCCCUCCUUCACUGUCCACCAUCCGCCUCUGCCCCGCUUGGCACUGGCGCAAGCCGCCCCCGGGAUCCCGCAGUCCAACGCAGCUGCCGCCCCCGCUAUGUGGGUCACCCUUGGCAUGCAGUCUCCUUACGCUUCGCACCUCUCUGGGGUUAAGCCACGAUAACGAGCUCGGCUUAGCUUUUAAGCAUUUGUGCUCCAUAAGGUAACUAAGGACUUCUACCUCAACCCUACGUGACCUAUGCAAGGACAGCCUGGACCAACGUCUCUCAGCUUCCACUCGAAGGUGCUCACCUAGACCGCUUAAAGAGGGGGGGUGGGUUUCUGCUUCUCCACCCCCCAUUCCCUUCUCCUCUUUUACUACUGGACAAAAUAAAUCAAUAAAUGGCAAAACCAUUAAGUCAUAAUAACCAGAGGAAAGGGAAUGCUACUGUGAAUCUAAGUUAUAUAUCUGUCUAUAGAUACAGACAUCCAUCUAUCUAUCUAUAUCCAAAACCGCAGCAGGAAAUGCUCAGAAACGGCUCCAGUUUGUAUUGUUGAUAGUUUAGUUAUUUAUAUAUUUUUAAAUGUUUUAAAAAACAAACACAUAACACAGACAUCGCUCUGUAAUCUUUUUCUUUGGUGUGUGUGAGUGUUCCACCUGAAGUCAUAGAACUGGAAAGCAAAACAGAGAGAGAGAGAGAGAAGUGCAGGAUGACUUCCAACGAUGCCGCAACAGCUUCUCUCUGAAAGAAUAAGACGAAAAGGGAGUGGUGCGCACCAGCGGAGAUGCAGCAAAAGGCUUAUGAUCUUGGUGCUAUCCCUGCCCAGCAGAAACUGUUCCUCUCCGGUCUGAACCCAGGGUGCUUUUCCUUCCUCUUUUUGCAGGGGCGAGGGCAGGGAGAGGAGGCCUGGCUUUGGGUGUGGGGAUGGUCAGCCACGUGCCACAUUCAUAGACGUGACUGGCGCGUCUGAUUAUCCCACCCGCUCCCAUUAUCCCAACUGGCUGGUGGUUGUUAUUACUAUUUUUACCAUUAUUUGUUUUGUGUGUGUAGUUUUAAUGGGGAGGCUCAGAUUGGGGGGGGGGUUGUAUCCGACUCAGAAUUAGACCCACAGAAAUUAACUAAGCCACGGCAGUUGUGUCCGUUUAAUUUCUGCAGGGUCUCAGGCCUGACAGUAGAUACCUGCAACCUCCUGUUAUUGUAGAUCUAACAAUUGAUGUAAUGUAAUAAUGCACUUUGCAAGCAGGAAGGUGAUAAUCACACUCUUCUACCACCUCCUCCACCUCCCCUUCCAGCUUCCCAGUGGAAUUCAGCUAUGGAGCUUGUGGGAGACACAAUGCGGCCCCCUCCCUGUGAAACAGGUGCUGAGGCGCACACACACAGGUGCAUUUUUAAAAUUUGUGUGUGUGUGUUGGGGGGGGGUUGCACUGCCUUAACUGUGUGAAAGCCAGAGGGGGUUUGCAUUCAAAAUUAAGAGGGCUGAUCCGCUGGUGGAAAAAAUCCACUGGCUGCGGGCACAGGCAGUUAUUAAAAUGAUGCUUGCCUUUCCAGUGGGGCAGCUCCCUUUGGCUAAUCAAGUAUUGAAAAACCUUUUACACGCAAAGGGGGCGUGUGUGCUGUAGGGCAAUCACCCACAUCUGUUCUGGCUCUUUCUAGCCCAGUUUCCUUCUGUUUUGAACCUCAGUCAUGUUCUUUUCCUCUUUUUAAAUUUUUUUGACAUGCCAUCUUUCGGUUUUUGCAGUGUCCUGGGGGAUCUUUUCCUUGUGCGUUGCUGAGUUCUCGCAAGGUGGGACCAAAUGGUCGAGCUUGUGUGUGGCUUCUCCUUCACUUUGGGGGGCGCAUAUGCCAGGCGACCACUAGCCAAUUCGCUGCUUUGGGUCUUAGGAAGCAAAGAUGCCCCCCCACUCCCCGGUGCCCUUUGCCCUCUCCCUAUUCUCUUAGAAUAUUCCCCCAAGACUCACUUGCUCGGACGGCCCUGGGGCACCCGCAUCCAAAGCACAGGGCUGCUGUGCCAGGUCAGACUCUUUGAACUGAAAAAAACCAGACAGCUGAAUCUUACGCUGGCAUAGGCUGCUCUCAACCCUUUCUGUUUUAUUUUUUGGGCUGGGAUUCCUCACACGUGCUUUUGUCGUUGAUGUCGUUAGCAAGAUUUUUUGAUACUUGAUCGAGAUGCAGCUCUGUACGUUUUACCAACUUUUUAAAAACUGGGCUUGUGUCUUUCUGUGGUUGGUUGUACUGCUUUUGCUUUAAGUCGGGCUUUUCAUAUGCUGUUUCACGCACAGUAGAAUUAACACACCCACAUUCUGCAAUCAAACGUAAUUUUUGUAUCACACCUAAACAUUGGUGCAUUUUUUAAAAAAUAAAUAAAUUGUAGUUUGUGACGGGUGAUCAGUGCAUAGGAUUUUUUUUUUAAAGGCACAAGGCUUUCUGGGAAUUGACAAGUGUUUCAUAGAGACGUGACCAUUUUUUUUAAGUGUAUGCUUCCCACUUUUUUCAUUAGAUUGUGUUCGUAGUAAAAUUGGAAGGGGGAGAUGAGAGGUGGCUUUACUUACUCAGGCACGUUUAAAAGCUGAGGAGGGGAGAAGGGAAGAUUCCGUGUGGGGAUGCGGAUCCUGGCUCUACAGAGAGCAAGAGGAGCUGUGAUCAUAACGACAACAUAAAUGAAGUUUUUGGCAGGGCGAGGUACAAAGUCGUUGGUGGAGCUGUGUUUGUAGAAAGCCAGCUUCUGAAAGGUGGUUUAGGAAGGGUCAGGAGACGCUUGGCAUCUUGAUUCCAUUUCUGACAGCUUGGGACGGCAAGAUUCCUCCCCCUUUCCCCUCCUCCAAUCUCUGUGUCACUCCAGACGUUUGGGGCUAGAACUCCCCUCAGCCCCAGCCAGCGUCCAGAACCCCUGGACAGGCCUCAGACUGAGGAGGAGGAGAUUACCCUGUUGGAAUUAAUCCUGUGUUCCCCCCUCCUCCUGUUCACACACUACCCUCUUGAGAGAGAAAAAUCUUUGGUCCUUCUCCAGUAUUUAAAGCCCCCACUUCCUCCCUCUCUCAAUGCACUCCUUCAUUCCAGUUUCUGCUGCCUUUAUACCAACUGGAGCAGAAGUGGAAAGUAUCUGAAGUGGGGUGGGAGAGAGAUCUCCCUGGUGCCCCCGUAGAAGGGCUCCUUAUAAAUGCUGCUCUGCACAUCAGAUUUGCCAAUAAAUCAUUGAGGUGAACUGGGAUGUAGAGGCCUUGAACAGGAUAUUUUUCCUUCCUUCCAAACACCAUGUUUUUGCAGAAAAUCUUUCCCUAAUCAGUGUGGUUCGGUUGCCAAAAUUCUUGAGCUCCCAUCUUGCUUGGAUAAACCCGGGUGGCCACCUGUCCUGUCCUGAGCUUGGCAGUGGCAGGAGCUCUCCGUUCCCAGAGGUUUUCCAGCAACAAUCCAGAUUCUGUUCCUUGCCUUCCAUGCUUGGACAUAUUUCCUGGCAGCUCUUCUGUGAGUGCAAGUCAUUGACCUGCAAAUUGCCACUUGGGGAAAGCAAGGAUAUGGGUCGGUGGGUUGCGCGCUCUCUCCUUGCCCUUAGUCGUGGCAGGUUCUCUCUCGCUUGUCCCCCAAGCACAAAGCUGGGUUAGGAAGAGUCAGGAAACAUAUCCUCACUAAGGGGGGCUAUUUAUUUGAAAAAAUGGUGCCUGAUUUCACGCCGUUGUCCUGCGGUCUCUGGAUUGCCUGUGAACUUCCAAGAUGCGUACCCCCUUCUCCUGGCUAGCUGUGGGGAGGGGAGCAUUAGGAGUGCUGUAAAGAGGGCUAACCCCCUUCCCUUCCACACUUUCCCUGUUAGUUCUGCAGGGUAGGAACAGAAUCCUUCAGAGAGGAGGAGCCCCCGCCUUGCUUGCCUGCCUGCCUAUUUACAGCCAGGGGGCAUCAGUGCCUGUCUUUGGCUCUCUUUCCACCUACUGUUUGCCCCCUGCCUUCCUCCCCUACCAGAGUUGACCUCUAUUCCGCAGCCUUUUUGUAUAUUAACAGUCUUAAAAAUUGAAUGUUUCGUUUGGGUCAGGCUGGAGUGGGGGCCAAAUGGUCUGCCAAAUUCCACCGCUCUGCAGCUCCAGAGCCUCUCCGUCAGGGUGUCCAGCCAAACAGGCGAUGAGGCUGGGAGGGCCCACGCUUCUUGGUAGCGAAGCAUUUCGAUUAUGGUUUUAUUUAAAAAACAAACACCCAAGGUAAGCCUUCAGCAAAGCCAGAUUGCCUGCUUAAUUAGCUGUAUGUUCAGACUCGAGGGCAGUGAGGCAAUUGCAGAAAGUCCUAUUAGGAUGACCUCACCUGAAGCUUGCUUUAUUCCACCGUGGGCUUCCUAAUUCCUUGCUGGUGCCGUCCAUUUGCGAGAACUUAAUGGCCAUUUUUGUGAUCUGUGGCUGCUGGCGGACGUUUUCCUCUCUACGCAGAUUGCCAGAGGGCCAGCACUUCUGAUGCAGAGAUGGGAUCUUUGAGGCUCUGCAGUCGCCACUUUUGACGUGCCGAUUCACCUCUGUACUGGGUGAAAAUUCACUAGAUUGAUGGGAUUGGCUGCUGGUGUUUCCCUUCAUAGGUGCUAGAUGCAAAAACUAAGGUGCUUGACUGGUGUGUUUCCCCUCCUGGCGGGGGGGGGACAUUCCUUUACCCAGAAGAGGCCACCAACUAGACCAUGGUUACUGCUGCAAUCUAACAUUUUUCAGGAGGGCAGCGGUAACUAAUUCAGAUGCACAUGCUUUAAAACCGUGACCAUUUCUGGUGCAGAAUAUGGUGCUAUGUGUGUGUGUGUCUGUGUGCUUCCCUGGAUAAUCAGGGACCCACUGAGACUGUCUUAGACCAGGCUUCACCGGCUUGGGACCCUCGAGAUGCUUUGGACUUCAACACCCAUCAUCUCCAACAUCUGGAAGGAAGGGCGUCUUCCAGCUACAGAUCUAGGUGAAGAAAUUAUAGCGACCUAGCAUGCUCGAAGAUCUGUCUAGCUUAGAUCAACGCCUGAGCUGUGAGCUUGAUGGCACCCUUUCCGUGUAGUGGGGGGAGCAUACACACUUGCUGUCUGAACCCCUUGUGCUUUUUUUUUUUCCGCUCCUAGCUUUAGGCUCCUGUGUUUUGGGUCUGUGUUUGGGUAUUUGGGUCUGACGCAUUAGUGAUCUUAAGCACACGCGCAAGGCUUUCUUUUUUUAAAAAAAUUGGAAUUGACCGCAAAUGAUGGACUGUGUGUGCAGUGGGUUAAAUUGGAGGUUUGGUUUGAGGUGGUGGUGUACUUGUGACGAUAUAUGUGUGUAGCUGUCUGUCUGCGUGCUAUUGCAGCAGCAGCAAUAAUGGGAGACGUUUGCAUUCAAUGGUCUUAGCUCAUUUUAAAGCACAGAAUUGCUUCAAAGUCAAGGCAUGGGGGGGGGACUUCUGGGGCAGAGGGGGAGUAACCAUGUAUUGUCCCCAGAAGCAUACUGACGAAAAGACCCGCAGGGGAAUAAGUUGCCUUUCGCCGAUUAAAACUACUCUUUCCAAUCAAUUUAACAGCGACCAAGUAAACACAAUAAAUUUCAGUCGAAACGGUGGGCCACAGCCUACUCUUAAAGUUUUUAAAAUCAGCCCUAUUGGAUUCUUAAUAUCUGGCAAGAUCUUUUUUUAAAAAAAAAACUUGCUUGCUUGACUAGGAUAGGAAUCUGUGGUACCCUGAAAGAAGGGGGUGUGUGGUGGUGAGAGGGACACUCAUUUGACCAAAAAGGGAAAAAAAUAGUUUUGCAGGGUUAUUUGCGGGCAGGAACAGGUGAUCAUUUUGCAAACCUGGUUCAAGCUAAAGGCCUUCCUCCAUGGAAAUAUUGGAAGGUCAUGAGGAUCUUUAUUCAGUACUUGGCAAUUCUAGAUUUCCUUACAUUAAUAAUGUACCUGCAGGUCAUCUCCACCCACCCACCCAAAGAUCAGUACCUUUUAAAAAACUAGCCCUGUUCACUCUUCUCGCCUGAUGGGAUGGCAAUCUAUUUAUUAUAAUUAUUAUUUUAACGAGGUUAAGGGAAGGUUGGGUAGAGCAGCCUAGUUGAUUUAUGCUGCUCCUUUCCACGUUCCGCGUUUUUUGAGCCUUUGAGAAAGCAUGCUUUGCAAAAGAGCCCUUGGACUGGUUAAGGAGUUUCCUAAUGAUGCUCCACUCCCCCCUCCAAGGAGUGGGACAUUUUGCCUUGCUUAAGGGGAAAUUCAGUCAGUGAUGGAAAUUGCUGCUGCUCAGGAAUAAUUUGUAAAAUGUAAAAAAAAAAAAAUCAUAAUCCGUUUGUAAAUGGAUUGAAGGGAGUGCCCAUUUUCUUAGAGGUGGCAAUAUGAGAUGUUCUUUCCUAGGAACUUGAUUUGUAUACAUUAGCCCAUGAAUAUGAAAUUUAUUUAAAAUUCAUACUCUCCUCUUAAUGUAUCUUGGGGUUGUUUUUAAACUUUGCUUCAUAAAUUUGAUUGGUCAUUCUUCCAUAGAUUCAUGUGAGAUCUUCUGGUGUGUGUAUAUAUUUAUGUAAUAAACUUAUCUAUAUAUUUCUGCCUUUCCCAUUCUCUGCACUGCAAAAAUUUAUCUUUCUGUUCUAACGCCCACUUCAAAUCUCCCCAUUUCACCUUGAUUUGUAAUUGAAAAAAAAAUGGCUUUGAAGUUUGUCUUUAUAUUAAAAAAAAUGUAUGUAUUUUAAU